UGCGCAUGACACUACACAAUGCGCCGUGAAAUUACUCUUCAAGUAAUAGUUGGUAACAUACAAAGUUCAUUAACAUUAAUUUUUACAUAUGCGUUAAAAAAUUCCCGCAUUUAUUAAUUUAUUGCUGGUAGCAUAAAUUUUUUGAAUAUAUCUAACUUGUCCAGGUGGGCUAUUAUUGACGCACUAACAACCCUACAGGUUCUGGCAUCCUUCUUUUUUAGUUACAACCAUGCCAGUGUAAAAACAAAUGCGCAUACGUCAGUCAUACUAUUUACAUGUGUAAUACAGAAAUAAAUUUUAUUUAAUGAAAUAAAGCUACCUAAAGAUACCUCUAGUUUCGACAUUGCGUUUUAGUAUAUAACAUCCGUAUGGCGGCGCUUGGAAAUCAAGUGUUUAAUCACUUGAAAAAUACAUUUCCACAUUUUUUAUUUACUAAUACAUACUUUUUGAGUGAUUGAGCAGUUCCUUACUUCUGUCGCUUGAAAAAAUUAUUAUUUUCUGUUUAUGACAAGGCUAAUUAAUGGGCAAAAGAAAUCUCCCAUUUUCGAAAUCAUUGGGGAUGAUAAAAACGAGGGGAUGAAUUAUUCGACACAAAAGUAUCAUAGAAUAUCAUAGAUGUUUAUAAGUAUAAUUUAUAUAUUUUCAAAUAAUGAUUUUAUCCAAUCUUACUUGAUGAUUGAUCAAUUUUAAAUGCAUUACUUGGCUCAAUCAAAGAGACAAUUGUUUACGUUAAAUUCCAACUAAUUUGCAUACAUUUCCCACUAUUUUCUCGCUGUUAAAAGGAAAAAUCCUCUAAAAAUUUUACUGUUGUUUUAAACACUACUUGCUAUUGGUGUAGUCAUAUGGAAGGUUUAUGCACCAUCCACCAACCAACAUCUUGCUUCAUUAUAACCAGACUAUCCUAGGGAUUUUAUAUGUGUGCGGAUGAGAGCCCCUUUUGCGGUUGGAAAAUAAAGUGGGAUAAAGCAAGGAAAUUAAGCUUGGUUAGAGGGGGAUAUAUUAUUGUUAUAAAACAGAGCGAGAGAGAAUUGUCGCUUGGCCUAUUAAAAUGGUGGGGAGUUGUAACUUUCUUUAUACCGAGCGUCAGUCGUGACGCGUACCCCGAGUUGAUACUGUUUUGUGCUUGUACAUAUGUACAUUAUUAUUAUUAUUAUACUUAACAUUUUUUAACGAAAAAAAAAAAAAAAAAACAUUUUCAUUCUGGCGUAACUUAGUUAAUCGAUAAUCUCAUCGUUGAUAUUGUGGAUAUUAAUAAACGUUAAAAACUAGUACAUAUUAAAUUAUUUAUUUUUGAUAAUAUUUCUAUUUUUUUUUCUUUUUUUUUUUUUUUUUUUUUUUGUGUGUCAUUAUCUAGCUCUAAUGCUUUGAGAUCAAUGAAAAAAGACAGAAUAAUCGAAACAUAUUUUACAAUUGUUUAACUUUAUGAGUGUCUCAUUAUUUCUUACCAUAAAUAAAUAAAAAAAAAUAAUAUAAAGAGGCCACUCCAGUCUAUUGUUAAUCUUAUUAUUUACUCAUUUUUUUUUUUUUUUUUUUUUUGUUUAUUUAACUUAUGAUUUUUAAAUGUUAAUGAAUAAGUGAGUAAAUGUGACAAAUAUAGUAAAAACAAAGAGCCUUAUUUUAGGCUGGGCUGUGUUAUACCGGCUACAAAAAAAAAGUUUUUUGUCUGAAUUUUAUUGGGCAACAAAGUCAAAUAUAGUUCGUUUUUUAUAAUAUAUACAUAUUGGUGGUAUUGGCAACGACGCAUCUUGAUGUUUUAGUGCCAUGUGUGUUGGAAAAUUUCCUUGUGUUCAUCUUCCAAUUUGUGCUUCGUUAUUAAUUUUUUUAUUUCUCUGUUGGUAAAAAAGAUAUAACAAAAUAAGUAUUAUACACUAAAAAAUGACAAAAGUUAUGUCACGUAAAUGUGUACGUUUCUGGAAUAGACAGGCAAUAUUUUUAUUAAUUAGUUGAUUUAUUAUUUAUUUAUCUUUUUUCAAUAAAAAAGCUUUCAAUUGACAUUAAUUUAAUUGAUAAUAAUAUCGUCAACAAUUAAUAACAAUAAGCUAUAAAUGUUGACUGUUCAUGUUUUGUGAAUUAGUUCAAAAAUAAUUAAAAAAAAAAAUAGAAUCAAAUGAUCUAUUAAAAACAAUUAUACUGUUUGUUUUUAUUUGUUUUUUUUUCUUUCGUUUUUUUUAUUUUUUACCAAAGUGAUUAUUUAUUAUUGUGAUAACGAACAUUAAAAUAUUGUCAAUGCUUAGUGACAAAACAGAUUGAAAAUAAAAACGACAUUAUUUCCAAAGAAAAAAAUUAAAAAACAGUUAAUUUUAAUAGUGAUGAUUGAAUGAUUGUAAAUUAUCAUUUUUGUUUAUUUUAAAUAUUAAUAUAAAAUAUGCAAUCAAACGCAAUACUAAGUGAGGUCAGUCACACAGAAAAGUUGCCUAUCAGCAACAAUAACAACAAUUUAAACAACAAUGUAUCAGCUGGUGCUGACAUAAUGUUUCAAAUGGAAGAUGAAAGCAUGACGCAGCUAGGAAAUGCUUUUCAAUCUGCCUAUCAAUCUAUUGCUGGUGUUGCACAGUACGGUUCAGACGAAUUUGGGCCAAACUCUCCUAGAUACACAUCACCUAAAGCAACAACGCUUUAUCCAGAUGCUUAUUAUCUCGAUGGUAAUGCAGCAGGAACGGGGCCUGGUGAUCCAUGGACUGGUGGUGGAAAUGCUGUACAGCCACCCUACAGUGGUUACUCAUCAUCUCACUUAGUACAGUCAGCGUAUCCAAUGCACUUACCUCAUGAUCCUAUGCAAGCCUACUCAGCAAUGUCACCAAAUGGAGAACAAGGAACAUCGGUUUUAAGUUCUGCACCAAGUGCUGCAUCAUUACCGCCAAUGUCAACGUUUCGUGGAAGUGCACAAGUUGCUAGUAAUGGACCAAUUGUAACGACACCUAAUUCCUUGCAGUAUAAUCAUAGUCCUGUUCCUACAAAUCCACCUGUACCAUCAACAAAUGCCCCAACGAAUAAUCAACAGUCUGCCUCUACUACUAUAGGAAAAACUCUUGCAUCUGUAGUAAGCACACGAAUUUAUCCAACAGAUCAAUCUGUUUCAAGUUAUAGCAGCAAUCCAUCAACACCAGUAGGCUCACCACCACCAUUAACAAAUUCAGCAUCAAAUUGGGCACCUGGUGCUACUUCUAUAUCACCACAUUUUACAUCAGAUCCAAAUAGAGGAACAAUUCACAUGCCGGCACCUGAACAGCAGAGGCUAGACGAUGCUAUCGGCUACCUUCGCGACCACGUCGAGGGUUCACGGAUGGAGGAACGACUAGAUGAUGCUAUUAAUGUACUGAGAAAUCAUGCAGAAAGUCAACUUGGUCUUCACCUUGGUUCGGUUGGUCCUCAUGGUUCAUUAUAUUCACACACCUCACCACCACAAUUGGAUCAUCUUGCAAGUCCACAUCCUGCAGUGACGGUUGCUCAAACACAAGGCUCUUAUUCCGGAUUAACACCAACUUCUGAUACAGAUGGCUCAAUAAAAAUUGAAAGAUUACCUGCGGCAAAUGCCAAAUAUAUAUCUUUAGAAAAGAGGAAGGAUCCACCAGACAGUAGUGGUGUAGAAACAAAACCAUCAAGUAGUGAAUUAACAUCUCCUGUUAUUGGUGGAACUCAAAUUAAUUCAACAACUUCAGGAAAAGGAACAAAACGUUCACGAAGAUAUUCGAGUGCUGAUGAAGACUGUGAUGAUCCUGGCACCAAAGCUGUUCGUGAAAAAGAACGUCGACAAGCAAAUAACGUUCGUGAAAGGAUACGUAUUAGAGAUAUUAAUGAAGCUUUAAAAGAACUUGGUCGAAUGUGUAUGACUCAUCUAAAAACCGACAAGCCUCAAACAAAACUUGGGAUUCUCAAUAUGGCUGUUGAAGUUAUAAUGACAUUAGAACAACAAGUGAGAGAGCGUAAUUUAAAUCCAAAAGCUGCCUGUUUAAAAAGGCGAGAAGAAGAAAAAGCUGAAGAUGGCCCAAAAUUACCAGGACAUAUUGCGGCACAUAUUACUCAUACACAUGGUCAUCCGCAUACACAUCCGCAACCUUCCUUCCCCGCAAUCACCGGGCCGCCAUCUUCAAUUCAACAUAAUCCAGUGCAACCUCAGUAGCAAAAAUUGGCUAAUCGCCCGUUAUGCUGAACUCAUGUUGUAGGUUUACCUAGCCUGUGGAUAAAUCUUGACAAAAGAAACGAAAAAUAAAACAAAAAAGAUAAAAUGGUAGUAAUACCACUCAAUUAUCUAUUCUUAAAUAGUUAAGUAAAACAAAACGUCUUUUUUUAUUUUCAUGGAAGAAAAUAUAAUCAUGAAAAUAAAAUAAAUAAAACAAUCGUGAAAAAAGUGAACUAUCAAGGUGCGCAAUUUCAUUUUUCAAAAAUGAAAAUAUCUUAACUUAAACCACGAAAAAAGAAAAAAACAAAAAGAAAAAGAAAAGAAAACUUAAAAAAAACAUGAGAUUCCGAUUAAUGUUGUUAUCAAUUGGGCUUUUCCUUAGCUUCAAGUCAUAAAUAUAUAUUAUAUAUAUAUUAUUUUCCUUUCUUUUUCUUUUUAUAAUUUUAAUUUUGUUUUUAAGAAAUUGAGAUGCUCCUCGAGAUUAAUCGAUUGAUCGAUGAGCUAGGUGAUCAACCAAGCUCCAAUAUAUUGACAAUAAAUGAAUUUCUAUUCUUAACAAAUGAUAUAAUUAUAAGGAAAAUGUCUUGUCUAAACUUUGUUAUAGUUUUCUGUCACACAUAUCAAACUGCGAAUGAAUGCGCAAAUUGAUGCCUUCAGAAUUUUGACCUUAAUCGAUUUUGGUACAAUUGUUAAUAAAAAAAAAAAAAAAAGCUUAACGAAAAUAAGACCAUAUCGAUAGCCGUAUAAAUUUAUUGAAGAUAUGAAUAAAAAUAUAUCAUAAUAAAAAUAAAUUAUAUUCGAAUCGAACUCAACUACAUUGGAACUGUAGAAUUGAGGACCAUUCUUUUUCAAUAACAAGAAAAAAUAAAUUUGAGAAAUAUCUCAAAUAAUGUCUAUUAAUUUUAUAAUAUUUCGGAAAUGUGAAUUUGGAAUGAUAUUUAUUAAGUUCUAAUUAAUGAAAUAGUCUACAAGCAAAAUAAGUAAAUUAAAAAAACAAAAAUAAAUAAGAAUGAAUAAUUUUAGCUCACAUUGAAAUGCCAUUUACUUUUAAGCUGACAUUUUUCAACAGCAUAUAAUUUUAUAACAAACAAUAAGUAAAUAACAAAAAUAAAAAAUUUCAAGAGCAUGAAAAAAAUUUCAUUUGAAUAAUAAAAAAAAUUUUUAAAAUAUUUCAAAAAUAUAUAAGAAAGUAUGAUGAUGGUUUAAAAUUAUUUUUAUAAACAGCAAAAAAAGAAAAUAAAUAAAUAAAAGAGUUAAAAAUGAAAAGAUAGUUAAAGUUCCUCUUCCAAAAUGCAAAAAAUUUAAAAAAAAAAUGAUUAAAAUUUAAAUUACAUACUUAAUAAAUCAUUGCAUUAUUACACAGCUGUUUCUUUUUUUUUUUUUUUUAAUUCAAAAUUUGUAUAAAAAUUUUGAACGAUGAUUAUUAUUUUUUUUUUCUUUUUUUGUACUUGGCCUAAUUAUAUAAAUUUAAAAAUUCAUGGAACAGUUAUUAUUCGUAUACGCAGUAAUUUGUUGAGUUUGCAAAUGUAGAGUGCAGUAGAUAGGAUGAAUGUACGAUUGAUAUAUAUUAAAAUAAUUGAUAAAUUAUAAGUGUCUGA
This is a messenger RNA of Aphidius gifuensis, 5718 nucleotides long. RefSeq names its product protein daughterless (gene da). Gene Ontology annotation, cellular component: transcription regulator complex. The record is from RefSeq and is a predicted model, not a curated record. Gene Ontology annotation, biological process: regulation of transcription by RNA polymerase II. Lineage: Eukaryota; Metazoa; Arthropoda; Insecta; Hymenoptera; Braconidae. Gene Ontology annotation, molecular function: protein dimerization activity; DNA-binding transcription factor activity, RNA polymerase II-specific; RNA polymerase II cis-regulatory region sequence-specific DNA binding. The transcript has 13 exons. The coding region runs from base 2366 to 4120 and encodes 584 amino acids.